Pecten maximus is the source of this 4428-nucleotide messenger RNA. RefSeq names its product glutaminyl-peptide cyclotransferase-like. The transcript is spliced from 7 exons. The coding region runs from base 107 to 1192 and encodes 361 amino acids. NCBI's taxonomy places the organism in Eukaryota, Metazoa, Mollusca, Bivalvia, Pectinida, Pectinidae. Gene Ontology annotation, molecular function: zinc ion binding; glutaminyl-peptide cyclotransferase activity. The record is from RefSeq and is a predicted model, not a curated record.
UAUAUUUGGUGGACGAAAUCGAAUGGGAACCUCUUCGUGGACAGACAGAUGGUGUUGGUUCUGUCGUUUAGGAAGGAAGUGCGACCUGUGAGCUUACACGUCCAGCAUGGCGAGAACAUUCCUGGGGUUUACUGUUGUUGUAGUUCUCCUGUGUGCUUCAUUUACAGCAUCGAAGUCUCAAAAGCCAAAGAUCCAGCAGAUGAAGUACCGGUCAUCAAAGUCAUAUAAAAUUUUGGCAGACGAGUACACAGACCACCUGACAUUCGAGUACCUGGUGAAGAAGAUGCUCGUCCCUCGUGUCCCAGGGACGGAGGGCAUCAAACAAGUCGGUGAUUUUAUCAAGAUUACCUUGGAGGCAAUGGGAUGGUAUGUCGAGGAAGACAUAUUUGAAGACAUGACUCCUCAUGGCAUAAAGACAUUCAGAAAUAUAAUCGGCACUUAUGACAUCAGCAAGCCACAGAGGCUUAUUCUGGCUGCUCAUUACGAUUCUAAAAAUAUCACAUCUUCUAAAGGUCACCAAUUUCUUGGAGCAACAGACUCUGCUGUUCCUUGUGCCAUCUUACUUGACAUGGCUAGACAACUGGACUGUCUACUCGCCAACAGCGACGGCAAAAAGACUAAGGACACUACCCCUCAGCUGGUGUUUUUUGACGGAGAAGAAGCCUUCAUUGAAUGGACUGCCCAGGAUUCUUUAUAUGGAUCUCGACAUCUAGCAGAAAAGUGGAGUCAAACGCCACAUCCAGUAUUCAGCGAAAAGAAUUAUUUAUCUUCCAUAACAGCAUUCGUGUUACUUGAUCUGAUUGGAUCAACAGAUGUGACAUUUUCUAGCUUCUUCCCACAAACAGAAGAAUUGUUUGAAUAUCUUGUAAAAAUUGAAGAAACAUUGACAGAGAAAAAAUUCCUAAAUGAGACGGGACUACAGCGGCGUCGAAAGCUGUUUCAUUCCAGCAGACAUGGUGGAUUCAUGGGUGGGGGAAUAGAGGAUGACCAUAAACCAUUCGAGAGGAGAGGUGUUCCCAUACUUCAUCUUAUUUCAUACCCAUUCCCGAGAGUGUGGCACAAGAUGUCCGACAACGCCAAGGCAAUUGAUUAUGCUGUUACUGAAAAUUUUAACCGUAUCUUCCGGACUUUUGUCGCAGACUUUCUCCAUCUAGAUGCAAACUUAAAUGCGUGUCGUCGACGGCGAAAAUAACAUUACCAUGGCAACUAGUACAGCAAGCGUCUCAAGAAUUGUAUUGAAGGGAUAUGCAAGGUCACUGUUUUUAGCAUGUCUAUAUUUUCUUACUUUGACAAGAUUAAUUCAAUAAGAUAAUGUGAUAAUCCAAAAUAUAUAUCAAUGGAUUGAAAGGAAUUUUUAUUAACGUUCAUGCUGAAAUGAAUGCGAUUUGGUAUUAUCCCUAUCAUAGGAAGCCUGAUGAAGCUUCAUGAUAAGACAUAUCAUUUGGCAUUCAUACUAGUAUGAAUAAUAAUAUUAUCCAUUCUGUAUAUACUCAUCUAAAAUAAAGGCACAUGGCUGAAAUAAUUGAUAUAUCGUAGCUUACCUGGUCCAAAGGACCAAUGACCUUGGCUUCUUGUCUGUCUUUUGACUGUCCCUCAGCUUUUGUUUUAAAUGCUACUUGUCAGGAAUGCCUAACUGGAUUUUGAUCAAUUUUGGUAUUUGGUAUUUUGGGUGAAGGGGACUCAAUUUUUUUUUCACCUGUGACAAAUUCGCUAAGUGAGACUUUGGUGUUAAAUUUCCAGUGGCAAAAUAAUCAAGGUGGACUCAAUUUUGUAUAAAUUGGUCACAGGGCCCAAUGUGUUAAAGUCAUUGAUAAUCAAAAUCUCAGGGUAAUAAUAUUUGAAAUGUACCAUUUACAAGGGUUAUGGUUCACCAAUCACAAUAAUUGAAUCAACAAAGUCUUAGCUGUGGAACAGGUGAGCGAUACAUGCUGUUUGUUAUAUAUAUUCUCAUGAAAUGAGGUUUGUAGGAUUUUUAAGCAUUAUUUGUUAUGUCCGUGCCAUGAAGAAGGAUAUAUUGUUUGACCUUUGUCCAUCUGUCUGCAAGGACACCCCCUACACAUAUUGUUUGACCUCUGUCCAUCUGUCUGCAAGGUCAACCGCUGUGAAUAUGUUUUGACUUCUACAGUAAGGUUGAGCUUCAUGAUUUCACAGGUUGUUUGUAGAUAUACAAGUGUAGCAAUGAUGGAAGGUUUUGAUUUUGUCACAAUUUAAGCCACUAAUUUUAAAUUUAUUUUCAAUAUUUGGCUAACUACUUAAAGGUUUAUUCCAAAAGGAGGCUAAACCAUGUCUUUGCUACAAAUUCAGAAUGCUUUAAUGGAUUUACAUCAUUUUUUUUACAACCUCGGAGAAACAAGUUCAAUUUUAUGUAAACAGAGGGUAAUGUAUUCAGUAAUUACAGGGUCUGAUGUCUUGACCAUUAUAAUAUGUAGGAGGCUGAAUCUUUAUAAAUCAGCGGUUUAAAACCACUUGGGGUAGAUGUGCCCAAUAUGGGAAAUGAAAUCCUUCUGCACAGGUGAAGGGAUAAAUUUAAUCUGAAAUAUUAUUGAGUCUGAUCCCCAAUGGGCAGGAGGGUGGGGCCCACCCUCCAAGACUUUAUCUGUUGAUUUCCAAUUGGGGAAAUAAAGAUGAAAUAUUUAAGAAGAGGUUUUUUUUAAACUGAAUUUGCCAUAAAUCAUCUUUGGAAUCUGGAAAGAAGAUGCUACAUUUUGAUUAUUACUUGUAUAUGAUGUAAUCCAGGUGAGUGAUACAGGCCCUCUUUGCCUCAUUUAUGAUUGAACUAAGUAUAUUGAUCUAUUGAUGUAGCAAUCAAUAACCUAAGUGCCCUUUGACCCCAUCCAUUAGAAUACAGCUAACAUUAAUCUGGUCACAAACUCUUAUUUAUUUUACAAAGGUUACAUCAUCUUAUCAAACCACAAAAGGAAAUGUAUCUAUUGUGUUUACUUGAAGCAGCACUAUGCCCAGGUAGUAAUGAGAUAUCUCCAUUUUAGGGACCAAUACUUCUGCUUGAAAAUUCAUCAUUGAGAUCUAUUGUCAUGUUAUAUGUUGAUAUGGAUGAUAAACUGUGUAGGCAUAUCAGUGUUGUACGCUGACAGAUCCUGUUAUUGUUAAUGGGCAGUGUCCGUGAGUGAGAUCUUUUCAAUAAUAUACCUGCUGAUUGUGAAUCCAUUUAGAUGUGUCACCAGCUAUAUUAUUUAAUUAUGUUAUGAUGGAAUCUGUGACAGUUGUAUGGUAUGAUGUCACUCAGAGACUUUAUCUGUUGAUUUCAAUCAUCAUAACUCAUCCAGACUAAGUAACAAGUGUUUUUAAAACAUCACUGAUUUAAAAGGAGAAAUUUUAUAAUUCAAAUGAGCUAUAAAUAGCAGUUCCAUACUUAGAUGCCAUAGUUUGAUGUUUUAAAAGUUUGACAAUCACUAAUACAAAUAUCAUGUUAAAGAUAUUGACUAGUUUAACACCAUCUACCCCAUACAGCUAUAACAACCUAUUGCCAUCAUGUCUGGGGUUGUGGCAAUCCACUGUUUGUAAACUUUUUUUUAAAAACACACCUGAAUGGAUUUCAACCAAACUCGCUCAUACAUCGGUAAUGUGGGAAGGUCAGUCAUGUCUUUAAAUAAAGUUGGUUUGGUCCACUGGGUCAUGCUAUCUCCUGUAUCUCUGGGGGUAGGGUCAGGAAAUUUGGUAUAGAUUUUCUUGAAAAACUACUUAAAGCAUUUGUAAAAUUACAACUUGGGUGAAAAUCACUAAGUUAGGGCAAUAUAGUUUCUUAAAUACAGAUUAGGCUGAUUGGACCCUUUGUACAAGUGGGCAGGGCACCAAAGGGGAAAGUUUGCUCUAAAAUACUACCCACCUAUAAACAACUGAGCCAGUUUCAACUUGACAGUGUAACAUGUCGAAAUUCUACAGAUAAUACGCAAUCAUCAUUAUUUUUAUAAGUAACAGUAAAACAUUGAGUGUCUGAUCACAUUUAAGGCCCCAUGGGCCUCUUGUUUAGUUGUUUGGGAAGUGCUGAUACAAUUGUUUGAUAUAAAUUUUGUAUAAUGAGGCACUAUUUCGGUUAAUAUAUCGACAUUUGAAAUGUUUACUUGUACAACAUGAUAGGUUAAAGGUGACAGCAUUACUGUCAGUCGUUCAUUUAACAUCAUGUCAUCAUUGUAUGAUGUCUUGUAUUGUAAAUCACAAAUUUUCACAAUGUUAUAUUAAUUGACACACAUUUUGAAAAUAUGAAGCAGAGCAACACAACAGUAUAUGAUAGAAAGGGAGACAACCAAGAUAGUACACAAAACAGAUUGUCUCCCUUGUAUCAUAGAAAACAGGCGUAUAUUUUAAACAAGGAUGUGGUUGUUAAGAAUGUUUUAAAUUCUAUAUAAUGUUCAUGUUUUCAAAAGUGUUUGUUUCAAUAUUAAAAUUCCAUUAAAUUCCAUGAAAUUUAAA